Molecule: messenger RNA, 904 nt
Organism: Ilex paraguariensis (yerba mate)
Lineage: Eukaryota; Viridiplantae; Streptophyta; Magnoliopsida; Aquifoliales; Aquifoliaceae
Source: the annotation of a GenBank genome assembly
GUAGCUUUAGUCUAGCGAAAACGCUCGCGGAUUGACUCUCUUCGUCGUUCGUCUUCUCUCUCCUUCUCGCCGACGGCCAUCAAUUCUACGCCGUCUCUCUCUAUUUUCCCUCCAGCAACAAAACCAGAAAUUUAGCUAGCAAAGUCUUAGAACUUAUCGUGGAUCAGUGUUAAUCACCAUGGUAAAUCACAGGCACAUACUCUCCGUCCUUGUGAUCGUUGGCUUUUUAUCAACCAUAGCUCAAUCAGUUCGAUUCGAUCUGCAAUCGGGUCACACCAAGUGCAUAGCCGAAGACAUCAAAUCCAAUUCCAUGACCGUCGGCAAGUACUCGAUCGUCAACCCCAACGAAGGUCAUCCCAUGCCCGAGUCCCACAAAAUCACCGUCAGGGUAACUUCGGCGUAUGGGAAUAACUACCACUAUGCGGACCAUGUGGAAUCGAGUCAGUUUGCGUUUCAAGCUGUGGAGGCUGGGGAUUACAUGGCUUGCUUUUGGGCAGCUGAUCACAAACCUCAGACAACGGUUACGAUUGAUUUUGAUUGGAAGUCUGGCGUGGCUGCUAAGGACUGGACCAAUGUUGCCAAGAAAGGAUCUGUUGAACAAACGCGCAAAGCAAUGUCUACUUAUCUUGUUCCAUCUAAAUCAGCAUUCUAUGAUAUUGAGUUAACAGAAAUCAGAGAUAAGGUUUUGGAAUUAGAGCUGAAGAAACUGCAUGAAACUGUUACAUCCAUUCAUGAUGAGAUGUUUUAUCUCCGAGAAAGGGAACAAGAGAUGCAGGAGCUUAAUAGAUCAACCAACUCCCGGAUGGCUUGGUUGGGUUUCUUUUCACUUGCUGUUUGUUUAUCAGUGGCAGGUUUGCAGUUAUGGCAUUUGAAGACCUUUUUUGAGAAGAAGAAGCUUAUAUAA